Messenger RNA from Marasmius oreades (fairy-ring Marasmius), 411 nucleotides. RefSeq lists its product as uncharacterized. NCBI's taxonomy places the organism in Eukaryota, Fungi, Basidiomycota, Agaricomycetes, Agaricales, Marasmiaceae. The coding region runs from base 1 to 411 and encodes 136 amino acids. The transcript has 3 exons. The record is from RefSeq and is a predicted model, not a curated record.
AUGCCUUCUAGGUCUGCCCAAACAUUGGAUGAAUAUCCUUCUCUACUGUGGAUAACUAUCCCACCAAUACUACUACUUUCCGCUUGGUUCGCUCGAAAAUGGUACAAGACUUAUCAACUCAAAGUGCAUGGUAUUGGGAAAGGCGCACCCGGAUUCCAGACCAACGUUCGCCGAGUUCGUAUCACCCCAGAGAUUGCCGCUAGAAUUCGACGAGGAGAGGAAGUUAGUCCAGAUGAAAUCGCAGCAGCAUCUGCCCUGGCAGGACAACAAGAGAUCCAAUCCGAUGGUCCCAGGCAAGAAUCCAUCAAACCUACGAUACAGGAAUCUGUUAGUAUCUCCACUCCCGCGAAUGAGUGGCUGCCGGAGGCGGUCACCACACCGAAGAAAAGAGGUAAAGGACGAAAGAAGUAG